ACAUCCGUUGAACCAGCCACCAUCGACCAAGAAAUCGCGGUUGUAACUCUGGAAUAAGAUUCGGAAAUAUCCGGCACGAAUACUAGAAACGUGAUGGAAACCUGGAUAAUAGCGCUUUUGAUACUUGUGACUCCGGGGGAGGGGAGUUUGAACGACCAGAAUUCGCAUCAGAACAUUGCGAUAAAAGAUCUUCCCGGAUUAUAUUAUGAAAGGGUGACUCCGCUACGACUACAACAUGUAGAUUGGAGUGUAAGUGUCUUUAUAGAAGUGGAAAAAUUCAGAAAUGACUUUCCGGAAAUAGGUAAGCAAUUGGACAAUGCACUGGACGCCUGUCAGCAGGUAAACUCGCUAGACUCUUGCCGCGAACUCCUGCAACAUGACCUCCUCAGGGAUCAAUUAAGGAUUGCCAAGACAACAGUGAGGGAGUUGGGUCAUGCGGCGGUCGCACAUGAACUUCCACCUACCAUAGACCGCGAGCCCUUACGUACCAUGAAGAAGCGUUCAGUACCUCUUGGAAUAGUUGGAUCGAUCAGUAAAUCAUUAUUCGGGACAAUGAAUCAAGAAGAUGCAGAAUAUAUUCACUCCCAGAUAGACCGCCUGUUUGCGGAUCAAACAAAUUUAACACAACUGAUAGGGAGACAGAUGCACAUCACCGCAUCACGGCUGCAACAACUCCAUGAGGAUCACGUAAGCGAGUCCCGAAGAGUGGAUAAAUUGUACGACGGAAUAGAUGGGCUUUGGAAACAGCUACAAACCUUGGACAAGGAGAAUGCGAAGAUCAAAUUCAAUGCGGAGCUAACGAGAUUCGCGUAUCGUGCUCAAUUAAAACUGGAACAGUACGUAAAGAUUGGAGAGGAAUACCUCCGAGUGAUCUCUACGGCGCGAGAUGGCCGAUACGAUCCAGCCAUUCUACAUACAGAUCAAUUAACAGCGAUCUCCCGGGAAAUUCAACUUCAAGCUCCAGAGUUUGAGUUUCCAUUGGCCGUAGAGUCUUUAAGAGUCGAAAUCUUAGCACAAGCCACCCUAAAUCUGACCGUGAUAGCACCAAUACUAAAGGAUCUUCCGGACAAGAGGAUAUUGCCGUCAGCACUAGACGAAUCCAAUGAGAAAUCGCACUCAUGGAAGGAUCAGCAAGUUGGCGAAUCGCUAUUCGAUAUCGAACAGAAGAUCAUGGAGAUUGGGACGUACAGAAGGAACAAGCAUCAGCAGCAACAUUGGACCAUCGCUGGCUUCUCUCUCCAGGGGCUCUUCGUGCUGGUUCUCUGCGGUUACUUUUAUAAAAAGUUUAUCUGGAAACGAAACUUUUGUGGAUGGUUAACUCCCCAAAAGAACGACGUUGAAGCAGGGGAAACAAUGCCUUUACCCCGUAGACGCACAGACCACCUGUAUCGUAUCCGCAACAGUGGUGGAAGAGCCACCACGAAAGACGCUAGCGAACCCGAGGCCCGGGUCCCACCAACAACCGUUGCCACCGGGAUUCUCCCGCGCCAAGAGUCUCAGGUUGAUUAA
Molecule: messenger RNA, 1509 nt
Organism: Cephus cinctus (wheat stem sawfly)
Lineage: Eukaryota; Metazoa; Arthropoda; Insecta; Hymenoptera; Cephidae
Exons: 2
Coding region: 94-1509 (471 amino acids)
Source: RefSeq, a predicted model, not a curated record